This is a messenger RNA of Osmia lignaria (orchard mason bee), 759 nucleotides long. It is a transcript of the gene Mthfs, whose product is annotated as methenyltetrahydrofolate synthetase. Gene Ontology annotation, biological process: tetrahydrofolate interconversion; folic acid-containing compound biosynthetic process. Lineage: Eukaryota; Metazoa; Arthropoda; Insecta; Hymenoptera; Megachilidae. Gene Ontology annotation, molecular function: 5-formyltetrahydrofolate cyclo-ligase activity. Gene Ontology annotation, cellular component: mitochondrion. The record is from RefSeq and is a predicted model, not a curated record.
GGUUGUAUGGAUACAGGAUCAUGUGUGGAAUAAAUUCUGCCAAACUUAACUUACGAAAAAAAAUGAAAACUAUCAUUGCACAACUCAGUGCUGAGGAGAAACAAAGGCAAUCAAGGAUAGUAUUUGAAAAAUUAUGUUCUCUCAAACAAUUUCAAGAAAGCAAAAGGGUUUCUUCAUACCUAAGUACAAAUGAUGAAAUUAAUACAGUACCGAUAUUAAAACAUAUGUUCGAAAUGAAGAAGGAAGUAUUUAUUCCUAGAUAUAAAGGCAAACAAAUGGAAAUGGUUAAAUUAUUUUCAAUGAAAGAUUACGAAAAUCUACCAGUAACUAAAUGGAAUAUCAAACAACCAAGCUUUAAUGAACCCAGAGAAAAUGCUUUGGAAACUGGUGGGUUGGAUUUAAUACUUUUACCAGGUGUUGCAUUUUCUCCUAGUGGAAAACGUUUGGGACAUGGGAUGGGUUAUUAUGAUAAAUUUUUGGAUUUGUGUUUAAAGAAACAACAAAAAAGACCACACUUAAUUGCAGUGGCAUUUAAUGAACAAUUACGUGAGGAUAUUCCAACAACCGAAAACGAUGUAUUACUGGAUCUUAUACUUACAGAAAAAUAAAUGUACUUUUUCAAUGAAUAAUUUUUCUUCAAUAUCAACAUAAGUUACUUCAAAUUGCUGCUCUGAAGCGAUUUCUUGCAAAAACUGUACCAGAUUUACAUCGCCGUCAUUCAAACAAGUAUUCUAUAACAAAAAGGAUUAAUAAAGAAAA